Messenger RNA from Octodon degus (degu), 1839 nucleotides. RefSeq names its product PDZ and LIM domain 7 (gene Pdlim7). Gene Ontology annotation, molecular function: actin binding; muscle alpha-actinin binding. The record is from RefSeq and is a predicted model, not a curated record. Gene Ontology annotation, biological process: heart development; muscle structure development; actin cytoskeleton organization. The coding region runs from base 202 to 1590 and encodes 462 amino acids. The transcript is spliced from 14 exons. Gene Ontology annotation, cellular component: stress fiber; adherens junction; Z disc. Lineage: Eukaryota; Metazoa; Chordata; Mammalia; Rodentia; Octodontidae.
CCUGCCUUCCAGACUCCAGCCUGGCUUGGGGGAGGCCCUACCGGAUUGGUUCCCCUGGCUGAAGAGCCCAGAGCCGGAAUGAGAGCUCCCCUCACCUUCCAGUCCCUGAGGGGGCUGCCUUUGGCUCUCUAAGUGAGGUCUGCCAACUAGCAGCCCAGCCAAAACUGACUAGAUAACUCGCUCACCUUAGGAGCAGGCACCAUGGAUUCCUUCAAAGUAGUGCUGGAGGGGCCAGCACCUUGGGGCUUCCGGCUGCAAGGGGGCAAGGACUUCAAUGUUCCCCUCUCCAUCUCCCGGCUCACACCUGGAGGUAAAGCUGCGCAGGCUGGCGUGGCAGUGGGUGACUGGGUGCUGAGCAUCGAAGGCGAGAACACAGGCAGCCUCACGCACAUUGAAGCUCAGAACAAGAUCCGUGCAUGCGGGGAGCGCCUUAGCCUGGGUCUCAGCAGGCCCCAGCCAGUUCAGAGCAAACCACAGAAGGCCCAGGCCCCCGCCGCGGACCCCCCGCGGUACACCUUUGCACCCAGCGCCUCCCUCAACAAGACGGCCCGGCCCUUUGGGGCACCCUUGCCCGCUGACAGCGCCCCGCAUCAGAAUGGGUGCAGACCCCUGACAAGUCAACAGCCGCUCCGACUGCUGGUCCCGAAUGCCAGCAAGCAGCGGCUGAUGGAGAAUACAGAGGACUGGCGGCCACGGCCUGGGACUGGCCAGUCUCGCUCCUUCCGGAUCCUUGCCCACCUCACAGGCACCGAGUUCAUGCAAGACCCGGAUGAGGAACAUCUGAAGAAAUCAAGCCAGGUGCCCAGGACAAAAGCCCCAGCCCCAGCCUCAGCAACACCCCAGGAGCCCUGGCCUGGCCCCGCCACCCCUAGCCCCACCAGCCGCCCACCUUGGGCUGUGGACCCUGCAUUUGCUGAGCGCUAUGCCCCGGACAAAACAAGCACAGUGCUGACCCGGCACAGCCAGCCUGCCACACCCACGCCUCUGCAGAACCGCACCUCCAUCGUGCAGGCCGCUGCUGGAGGGGGCACCGGAGGAGCCAACAAUGGCAAGACUCCUGUGUGCCACCAGUGCCACAAAGUCAUCCGGGGCCGAUACCUGGUGGCCCUGGGCCAUGCAUACCACCCAGAGGAGUUUGUGUGUAGCCAGUGUGGAAAGAUUCUGGAAGAGGGCGGCUUCUUCGAGGAGAAGGGGGCUAUCUUUUGCCCCCACUGCCAUGAUGUGCACUGCGCACCCAGCUGUGCCAAGUGCAAGAAGACAAUCACAGGCGAGAUCAUGCACGCCCUGAAGAUGACCUGGCAUGUGCACUGCUUUACCUGCACGGUCUGCAAGAUGCCCAUUCGUGAAGGGGCCUUCUAUAUGGAGGAAGGAGUGCCAUACUGCGAGCGAGAUUAUAAGAUGUUUGGCACAAAAUGCCGUGGUUGUGACUUCAAGAUCGAUGCUGGGGACCGCUUCCUGGAAGCACUAGGCUUCAGCUGGCAUGACACGUGCUUCGUUUGUGCGAUAUGUCAGAUCAAUCUGGAAGGGAAGACUUUCUAUUCCAAGAAGGACAAGCCCCUUUGCAAGAGCCAUGCCUUCUCUCAUGUGUGAGCCCCUCCUGCCCACUAUUGCUCUGUCCCCACCCAGCCUGAAGGGUGAAGGGUCUGGAGUCACCCCAACAUUUCUGCUGGGGCUAGCAGUGGUUGACCCAACCCCAACUCCUGGCUGAAGCCUGGGGUUCCCUGGACACUGUCCCACCUCUUCACUCCCUCUCCCCUACCCCCCACUGUCUCACUCUGGUGCUGGCCAUACUGGCCCCUAUUCACCUUUAGUGCCACAAUAAACCUGUAUCCAGUUGUG